This is a messenger RNA of Mercenaria mercenaria, 1821 nucleotides long. RefSeq lists its product as uncharacterized. Lineage: Eukaryota; Metazoa; Mollusca; Bivalvia; Venerida; Veneridae. The record is from RefSeq and is a predicted model, not a curated record. Gene Ontology annotation, molecular function: DNA binding. Gene Ontology annotation, cellular component: nucleus. The transcript is spliced from 2 exons. The coding region runs from base 1 to 1821 and encodes 606 amino acids.
AUGGAACGAUUUCUGGGUCCUCCUUCGAAGAAAAGGAAGCUGCAGUAUGACCGAGACAACCUUAGGAGAGCAUUUGAGGCCACUAGGAAGGGUAUUUCAGUUUAUAGGGCAGCCAGGGACUAUUCUGUUCCAGAGUCUACAUUAAGAGACAGGCAUUUAGGACUGGUACCGCUUGAGUGUCACAUUGGUUUUGACAGUAUCUUUUCAAAUGUAGAAGAACAGAAACUUGUCAACCACAUUACAUAUAUGGCAAGUAUCGGCUAUGGGUACAACAAAUCUUCAAUCCAGCACAUGGCAUGGGAUUAUGCAAAAUCUCUAGGCAAACAAGUUAAAGCCAAAGAGUCCCUGAGUGAUAAUUGGUUUUAUGGUCUUUUGAAAAGGUGGCCUGAUUUGUGUGUAAAGAAACCCAGGAAGCUGUCAAUUUCACGUGCAAAGUCUGCCUCCAGAGAAGCUCUCAACAACUACUACAGUGAGCUUGGUUCUAUCUUGACAGUUAAUGAUUUGACUGAUAAACCACAAUGUAUAUUCAACAUUGAUGAAACAGGUGUCAACUCUGAACAUUCUCCACCUAAAAUUGUGUGUGAUAAAAACACUAUCCCACAGAAUGUCACUUCAUCCAGAUCGCAAACAGUAACUAUCAUAGCCUCUGGAAAUGCUUUAGGCAACUCCAUACCUCCUUACUAUGUAUUUCCAGGACAACGUUGGAAUCCUGAAUUCUUGAAUGAUGCAUGCCCUGGUUCUGCAGGUGAAAUGUCCAAGACAGGCUGGUCCAAUACAUGUAUAUUUGAGAAUUACUUGAAGAACCACUUUGCAACUUAUGCAAAUCUUUCUAGAAAUGUUGAUGGAUCCAAAAUUCUGAUCCUCUAUGAUGGACAUAGAUCUCAUACCUCUCUUACUCUGACUGACUGGGCAAAGAAGAACAAUGUUAUUUUAUUCGUACUUCCUCCUCACUCAAGCCAUGUAACGCAGCCUUUGGAUGUUGGAGUCUUUGGACCUUUCAAAUCAAUGUACUACUCCGAAUGUCAGAACUUCAUGAAAAGAAACCCAGGCAUGAAUGUUACAAAGUACCAGAUUGCAAGUCUUACUAGCAAACCUUACCUAAAGGCGCUAUCUGCAGAAAAUCUUAUUUCAGCAUUUCGCAGAACUGGUAUUCAUCCUUUUGACAGACAGGCUAUUGUUGAUUCUCAGAUUUCACCAUCAACUAUUUAUGCUGAGAAAUCCCAAACCACACAAGAAGAUCCUCAGCAUGACAACAGUCAACCUAUUCCCAACUCUGAAUCUUCAAAAAUGGAAGAUAACUUCUCUGAUUCUUCAAAAACGGAAGACAGCUUUUUCAAGUCAAGGACCAUAACUAAGCCGGUAUCAAAACCAAAAAGGAAGUUUGUUCCACCUUUUCUACCGGUAUAUGGAGAUCUUCAUAAAAAGUCAGUGCAAGAUGUCCUUGUAGCUCAGGCAAAUAAAAGUCAGCCAAACACUGGAUCCACAAAAUCUGAAAAAAGCUCUAAGAGUGCACAACCACAUAUUUCUGCAGUGCCCAUUUCAAAGCCCAGUACAUCUGGAACCUCCAAGUCUGGCGGACCUAUUCCACUUCUGUCAGAAGACUCUCAGUCUGACUCAGAAUCUGAAAUUUCUGAAGAAGAGAAAUGUUGUAUUUGCAAGAAAUGGCAGCCUGACCUUGCAGAUAACAACAUUUACAUAACAAUUGUGAACUUGGACAAAUGUGAUGUUUGUGGCCAUUGGACACACUUAAAAACAUGCUCAAAAGUCAGAGUUCUUAGGAGAAAUGAUUAUUUCAAGUGCCCUCACUGUGAGGAAAAUUAA